AUGUUUUCAUCAAUUCGUCUUCAAUGUUAUCGUAUUCUUAGUUCACCAGCAGUUCGUUAUGCCUCAUCAAAAAAGAAGCAAGUUUCUCUUUCAUCAGCACCUGUUAUUAAUCAUAAUUGGUUUGAUAUGGCAUCGGAAAUUUGCCCAACGGAUACAUCGAAUUUAUCGUCCGUGCCUGAUUCUUCAUUUAAUAAACGUAUUAUUCAAUAUUUAUCUGAUUCAAUAAAAACUCCUCUAUCAACUCAUGUCAAUCAACAUUUAUUAGAUUCUUUUCAAACAUGGUCACCAAACGAAUUUUAUGAGUUAAUAACAGUCCUCGGUUCUUAUGGUUUACAGCCAGAUGAUGUUCUACGUCUAUUAGUUAAUCUUCCAUCGUCGGAUAAAUCGAUUGUAACAAUUGAAAAUCUCAAACAAUGUUUCGAAAAUCUUUUAAAAUUACAAUUUGAUACAACAACACGUUCGAUAUUAAUUUCCAAUGAUCCCGAUCUAAUUCAAUAUGAUUUAUCUUACCUACGUGAACGUUUAGAUGUUCUACUAUGUUAUUUCACAAAACGUGAAAUCUACAAAUUAGUCCGAACGCAUAAAAAAUUAUUUAGCGAAAAUUGGACUGAUCUUGAUUAUAAAAUAAACUAUUUACGAAUAAUGUUAUUUGCCUCGACACGUGACAUUGUUGAAUCAGGUGCAUUGGCACAUACAAUCGACCAUAUCCGACAAAGAUAUUUAUUUGUUUAUCGUGCUGGUCUUUUUAAACGAGUUCGACGCGAAGAACAAUAUGUGUCACAACGUGAUUUAAAUAUUCAUUUAAUUGAUGUAUUCAGUACGAGUUUAACAACAUUUUUAAAACGUACAACGAACAAUCUUCUGAGACAAGAUGAUUAUCAAGCAUUUAUUGAUUCACUUAAAUAUGAAACAUUUGACAAUGAAUUCGAACGAUAUUUAACAUUGGAUAAAAAUCGAAAGAAUUGGUCAAGAGCAGACGUAGUUAUUGAAAAGAGAGAAAGACGUCGGUGGAUGAGUGAAUUUGAUAUGUAUAACAAUAUUGAUGAUGAAGACGAUGGUGAUGAUGAUGAUGACGAUGAAACAAGUUUAACGAUAAUAAAUGAGAAAUCUUUAGCUCCAAAAAAUGACGAAGAAAAACCUAGCUCAUGGCAUACAUUAAGUGAUUUUGGCCGGGAUCGGCAUCGAAAUAGAAAAAUUGCGCAGAAUUCUGAUCCUAAUAUUCGACUGUAA
Molecule: messenger RNA, 1230 nt
Organism: Rotaria socialis
Lineage: Eukaryota; Metazoa; Rotifera; Eurotatoria; Philodinida; Philodinidae
Source: the annotation of a GenBank genome assembly